ACUCAACCUAUCCCCAAAAACAAUUCCUCAAAGCUACAAAAUGCCACGCCAACCCCCCAAUAUAACAAUAAUCCACCCGGACCUCGGUAUCGGCGGCGCAGAACGCCUCAUCAUCGACGUCGCCCUCGCCCUCCAAUCCCGCGGCCACAAAGUCACCAUCUACACCUCCCACCGCGACACGGGCCAUUGCUUCGACGAGGCGCGCGAUGGAACGCUCGACGUGCGCGUGCGCGGGGAUACACUCUUUCCGGGGAGUGUGGCGGGGAGGGCGCAUGUGCUUAUGGCGGUGUUGAGGCAGGUGCAUUUAACGAUUUCUGUGCUGGGGGAGUUGGCUACGGCUAGCACGGCGGCGACAGUGAGUGGCAAGGAGGGAGAGGAGGUAGAUGAUGUGUUUAUAAUCGACCAACUCGCGGCAUGUGCACCUAUUCUUAAACUUCUGGGCGAGCAUGCGACUCGCGGCAAACAGCGGAUUUUAUUCUAUUGUCACUUUCCGGACCAAUUACUCGCUCGUCGCGAUGAGCGGAGUACACUCCUCCGUCUUGCGAAGGGAAUAUACCGGUAUCCAUUCGACUGGUUCGAGGGGUGGGCGAUGAGCGCUGCGGAUCGGGUUGUUGCGAAUUCGCGGUUUACAAGGGGUGUUGUGGGAAGUGUUUUUGGGGGGAGUACGUUGGGAGAUGUUAGUGUUGUUUAUCCGUGUGUUGAUACGGCGGCGAAGACAAAGGAGAAGGGGAUUAAGGAGGGAGUGGAGGAGGGGGAGCUUUGGGGUGGGAAGAAGAUUCUGUUGAGUAUUAAUCGGUUUGAGAGGAAGAAGGAUAUGGGGCUUGCGAUAAGGGCGUAUCAUGGGCUUGGGGAGGAGAAGAGGAGGGGGACGAGGUUGGUUGUUGCUGGCGGCUACGACAACCGCGUCCAAGAAAACGUUCAAUACCACAAAGAACUCGACACCCUCGCCACAGCCCUCGGCCUCCAAACCGCAACCUCGAAAACCGUCAUUUCCGCGCUCUCCAUCCCCGACUCCAUCGACGUCCUCUUCCUCCUCUCCGUCCCCACCGCGUUCCGCGAUACCCUCCUCUCCCAGGCGAAACUCCUGCUCUACACCCCCGUCAACGAACAUUUUGGCAUCGUCCCUGUUGAGGCUAUGCAUGCUGGUAUUCCGGUGCUGGCGUCGAAUACCGGUGGGCCAUUGGAGACGAUUGUCGAGGGAGAGACGGGGUGGUUGCGUGAUGCGAAUAAGGUUGAUGACUGGACGAGUGUUAUGGAUAAGGCUCUUUACGGGUUAGAUCAAGAGAAGACCCAGCGCAUGGCUGUCGCCGGAAAGACAAGAGUUGAAGAUGAAUUCUCGCUAAGGGCGAUGGGAGACCGACUCGAAGAGAACAUUGGGGAAAUGCUGCGGAGCGAGAGACGCCCGUUUAACGGAUCGCAGCAGUUACUCAUGCUGCUGAGUCUGUCGGGCGUGCUUCUCUCAGUUCUCGCAUUCUGGGCUAUCAAGACGAUGUAGUUUCUUUUCCUUUUUUUUUUUUUUCUUUCUUUCUUU
Molecule: messenger RNA, 1531 nt
Organism: Aspergillus ruber CBS 135680
Lineage: Eukaryota; Fungi; Ascomycota; Eurotiomycetes; Eurotiales; Aspergillaceae
Product: GDP-Man:Man(1)GlcNAc(2)-PP-dolichol alpha-1,3-mannosyltransferase
Exons: 2
Coding region: 41-1495 (484 amino acids)
Molecular function (GO): alpha-1,3-mannosyltransferase activity; GDP-Man:Man(1)GlcNAc(2)-PP-Dol alpha-1,3-mannosyltransferase activity
Source: RefSeq, a predicted model, not a curated record